GGAGCUGGAGCCCGAGCGAGCGAUCCCGGCGAGGGUGGGGCGCGGACUUGUGGCGUGUGAGGUGAAAAAGCAGCCGCCCCCGCUGCUGGUACGCUUAGGAGCCCGUGAGCGCGGAGGAAGCAACAUGUCAGCGCCGGCGGCCAAAGUCAGCAAAAAGGAACUCACCAGCAACCAAAACGAAGCCCUUGAGACCUCGGAAAAAGAGCAACAAGAAGCAAUUGAACGAAUUGAUGAAGUGCAGAGUGAAAUAGACAAGCUGAAUGAGCAGGCCAGUGCAGAAAUUUUGAAAGUAGAACAGAACUAUAAUCAGCUCCGCCAGCCUUUCUUCCAGAAGAGGUCAGAAUGGAUCGCCAAAAUACCGGACUUCUGGGUGACCACCCUUGUCAGCCACCCGCAGAUGUCCUCGCUGCUUGGGGAGGAAGAUGAGGAAGCCCUGCAUCACUUGACCAGGAUUGAAGUGAUAGAAUUCGAAGACGUGAAAUCGGGUUACAGAAUAGAUUUUUAUUUUGAUGAAAACCCUUACUUUGAAAAUAAAGUGAUCUCCAAAGAGUUUCACCUUGAAGAAGGUGGGGAUCUGGCUUCAAAGGCAACUGAAAUCCAUUGGAAAUCUGGGAAGGACUUGACCCGGCGCCCGAAUCAGAUCCUUAUUAAAGGUGGCCGCAAAAGGUUUCUAGAGGAGCCAGACAGCUUUUUCACUUGGUUCUCAGACCACAUUGAUGCUGGGGCAGAUGAGUUAGGGGAGGUCAUCAAAGAUGAUAUCUGGUUAAAUCCCUUACAGUACUACCUGAUAUCUGAUCUUGAUAAUGAAGAAGUGAUAGGAGAAGAUGGUGAUGAAGAAGAAGCUUUCGAGGAGAGUGAUGGUGAUGGAGAAGCAAGCGAAGAGGGAAAUAAUGGAGAAGGUAAUGAGGUAGAAGACCGAGGGGAGAAUACUGGACAAAAUGACUAAUAGAACGUUGAUGGAUUCCAAAGCUUUUAGCUUUAAAAAUUUUUCCAGUCCCUGGGAGAAA
This is a messenger RNA of Antechinus flavipes (yellow-footed antechinus), 1007 nucleotides long. RefSeq names its product protein SET-like. The coding region runs from base 125 to 946 and encodes 273 amino acids. Gene Ontology annotation, biological process: nucleosome assembly. Lineage: Eukaryota; Metazoa; Chordata; Mammalia; Dasyuromorphia; Dasyuridae. Gene Ontology annotation, molecular function: histone binding; chromatin binding. Gene Ontology annotation, cellular component: chromatin; nucleus. The transcript has a single exon. The record is from RefSeq and is a predicted model, not a curated record.